AUGGACCACACCUUGUCUCCACCGUUGCUCUCGCCACGGCCCAUUGUCACAGUCACCGCCGGUUUACCCUUGUUUUGCCCGCUUGGCCCUCGCAACUUGGCAAUUGCCUUCUUUGCUUGGGUCCCAUUCCAUCCACGAGUGGCAUCGCCCUUCGCAUCUGUUGUCACUACCGCGCCUGGGCCCUUCUCCUUUUUCAUCAUCACGCCUCGGUACAACCAGCCGCCACCAUAUCCCUAA
Puccinia triticina is the source of this 237-nucleotide messenger RNA. RefSeq lists its product as uncharacterized. NCBI's taxonomy places the organism in Eukaryota, Fungi, Basidiomycota, Pucciniomycetes, Pucciniales, Pucciniaceae. The transcript is spliced from 2 exons. Bases 1 to 237 code for a protein of 78 amino acids. The record is from RefSeq and is a predicted model, not a curated record.